AUGAAAACAGUUCAAAAUCCAACUCAAUAUUUCUUUGAGUAGUCAAAUAAUCCUUCAAGUGAAUAUUUACCAAAGAUAAAUGAGUUUCUUAGUAAGUUGUUAAAUCAAAAGCAAUGUGUUUUAUGCAAGAAUGAUUAUAAUAUGAAGGAUAGAUUGCCACGAAUAUUGAUUCAUUGUGGUCACACAAUUUGCACUGCUUGUCUCUCAAAUUUCUACAGAAAUAGAAGAGUUAGAUGUCCACUCUGUUUAAAGUUAAUAAAGCAUCUCGAUUCUAUUGAUAGAUUACCUAUCAAUCAUUCGAUAUUCACAAGAAUUUCUGAUGAUAUUAACAAAAAGAGUAAAUUGCACGGUGGUACAGAAGUGAUAGAUCCGCAACAAUACUUAUUCAAUUAAUUCUAAUAAUCGGCGUUAUAAUCAUAAAAAGCAAGAUAACAAGAGUAAAACACUCAUCCUUAAGUUGAUCCUGACUCAGGAUUAGAGUUUUGUGAGUUCCACACUGACAGAGUGAAACACUUUUUUUGUAUGAAACACAAGGUUACGUGUUGCAGAAUUUGUUCUGAGAUGAUUCAUCAAAAGAAAGAUUGCAUAGUGGUGGAUUUGUAUGAGAUCGAGGACGUACCUUAGUUUUUGAAGGAGGCGUAUCAACUCAAUGAAGAAAAUAAUAAUAAUCAGUAAGUGAAUUAGGGGAGAGAAGACAUGGGUUUUAUUGAGGAUUGUGAAUAAAAUGAUGGGGAGAAUCAAUUUAAUGAUGAUGAUUUGGAAGGGGAAUUUGAGGAGAAUAGCGUUUAAAGCAUCUGAGAGAUUCAUUUACAAGAUAUACAUAUAUAUAAAAUAAUCGGUCUUAAAUCUUUGGUUGUUGCAAGGUGAUUAUUCUUAAUUUUACUAAUUCAAGUUAUUGUUGGAUUUUAU
Paramecium tetraurelia is the source of this 909-nucleotide messenger RNA. RefSeq lists its product as uncharacterized. NCBI's taxonomy places the organism in Eukaryota, Ciliophora, Oligohymenophorea, Peniculida, Parameciidae. Gene Ontology annotation, biological process: protein ubiquitination. Gene Ontology annotation, molecular function: ubiquitin protein ligase activity. The record is from RefSeq and is a predicted model, not a curated record. The transcript has 5 exons.